AUGACUGACACUCCGAGAUCCGAGAACCAGACAAGGUUCAGCACCCCGGUGUCUGACCUCGACGACCACCGCCACCAGCCCGUAUCGCUCCCACGAGCCGAUGCCACGUCACCCCCUAGGUCGCGCCGACCAACUUUCGCAAGUGUCCAGGGCCAAGACCGACCCAACAUACUCCUCCAAGUCAACGAGGCCCUCGAGGCAGACAUCACUCGGCGCGAUUUCGAAAGCGCCGUCGUAGACGAUGACCAAUACUUGGCUCCCGAUGCCUACAUCCGCCGCGGUUCUCUGGCGCACAGCCCACAGGCCCGUCGAGAGACAUUCAGGCGCCCGCGCGACCCGGCAGUCGAGCGCCUGACUAGGAGCAGGGCUUCGUCGACCACUUCGCGCUCCGUCUCCCCUCCCAACUCUGUCGACGCAUUCGCCGGCCCUAGGCGCCGCGACCGUGCCAACACCCUCCAGAGCCACGCUGGUUCCGAGCUCGAGCUGGGAUUGAACAGGACGCUUUCUCGCGGCACUGCACGCCGUCCGACAAUCAGCGACGAGCGUCUCGAUGAGCUGCACAACGUUGAAGUUGCAUCUGCGCACAGCUCUGCCGAGGAGGAUGUGUGCUUCCCUGUGGCCGAGGAUACUGGCAAGACUACCAGGUUCGACUACGAAGAGUUGGAGGAGUUUGUCGCAGAGGCUCAUGAGAAGACGCCCAUCGGCCAGCCUCUGCGUCACAAGGCGAGCACCGCUUCCAACCUUUCGACAAAGCCCAAGGUCUUCUCCGAUCUCCGCCCCAAGUCCAGCCGGUCAGGAACGCCCAAGACAGACAGCGACGCUUUGAGUCUUAAGAAUGCAGACCCUGCGAUCCAAGAGAAGCUCGCCGAGGAAGGUCUGUCACACGUGUUCGCGGAGAAGCCGACGCCAGAGGUGAAGCUCAACCGCUGGACGUUCUUCUCGUCUGAGUUGGACGACACGAUCCAUGCUGCCGAACUGGGCGGCCUGCUUAUGCCUGGCGAACGCUUCCGCGAUCUGUUUGACACCCCAUCAGACGGCGGCGUCUGGUGGCUCGACAUGGUCAACCCUACAGAAGAGGAAGUCUUCGCCAUCUCCAAGGCUUUCGGCGUGCACCCUCUUACCCGUGAGGAUAUCUGCGUCCAGGAGCCGCGCGAAAAGGUGGAGCUGUUCCAUCAAUACUACUUCGUCUCUUUCCGUUCCUUCUUCCAAGCCGACAAGGAAUCGGAGGAAUACUUGGAGCCUGUCAACUUCUAUGCUGUCGUGUUCAAGGAGGGCAUUCUAACUUUCACUUUCUGCGAGAGCCCACACACGUUUUCUGUGCGCAAGCGUAUCAGCCGUCUUCGCGACUACAUCAACCUCAACGCUGACUGGAUCUGCUACGCCCUCAUCGACGACAUUGUCGACAGCUUUGCACCUGUCAUUCGGGGCAUCGAAGAUGAGGCAGAUGCGAUCGAGGAUCAGGUCUUCACUGCGCGCAUUGAAGAUUCUCGCGCCAUUCUUCGAUCGAUCGGCGACUGCCGCAAGCGCGUCAUGCAGCUUCUGCGUCUCUUGGGCGGCAAGGCAGAUGUCAUCAAGGGUUUCGCCAAGCGUUGCAACGAGUCGUACAGCGUUGCUCCUCGGGGUGACGUGGGCAUGUACCUCAGCGAUAUCCAGGAUCACGUCGUCACUAUGAUGUCCAACUUGGCUCAUUUCGAGAAGAUGCUCAGCCGCGCACACUCCAACUACCUUGCGCAAAUCUCGGUUGAUCAAGUCAUUCAAGGCAACGACAGCAACGCUACGCUUCAGAAGGUUACAGUCAUCGCUACCAUUCUCGUUCCGCUCAACUUGAUUUGUGGUCUGUUUGGUAUGAAUGUGAAGGUUCCUGGUCAGGAUGGCAGCCUCGGAUGGUUCUUUGGCAUUAUUGGUGUUAUCGUCCUUUUCGUUGCUGUCUGCUUGGGGGUUGCUAAGAGGAUGCGUUACAUUUGA
Messenger RNA from Alternaria incomplexa, 1965 nucleotides. RefSeq lists its product as uncharacterized. Gene Ontology annotation, molecular function: magnesium ion transmembrane transporter activity. Lineage: Eukaryota; Fungi; Ascomycota; Dothideomycetes; Pleosporales; Pleosporaceae. Gene Ontology annotation, biological process: intracellular magnesium ion homeostasis; magnesium ion transmembrane transport. The record is from RefSeq and is a predicted model, not a curated record. Gene Ontology annotation, cellular component: plasma membrane. Bases 1 to 1965 code for a protein of 654 amino acids. The transcript has a single exon.